AUGUCGCUCGCAUCCGGUGUUUCGAUCGAUGACCAGUGCAUCACGGAGUUCAACAACUUCCGUAUGAGCCACGGCAAGACCAAGUUCAUCAUCUACAAGAUCUCCGACAACAAGAAGAACGUCGUCGUCGACGAGGUUGGCCAUGACCAGGACUACGAGGUCUUCCGCACCCGACUCGAGGCUGCCGCCGACAGCAAUGGCAAGCCCGCCCCCCGUUAUGCAGUCUACGAUGUCGAGUAUGACCUCGGCGGCGGUGAGGGCAAGAGAAGCAAGAUCAUCUUCAUCUCGUGGGUGCCUAGCGACACCCCGACUCUGUGGUCCAUGAUCUACGCCAGCACCCGGGAGGUCCUGAAGAACGCCCUGAACAUCGCGACCUCCAUUCACGCCGACGACAAGUCCGAUAUCGAGUGGAAGGCGGUCCUGGCCGAGGCCAGCGGCGGCAAGGCUGGUAAAUAG
Molecule: messenger RNA, 456 nt
Organism: Penicillium alfredii
Lineage: Eukaryota; Fungi; Ascomycota; Eurotiomycetes; Eurotiales; Aspergillaceae
Product: actin-binding ADF family protein
Exons: 5
Coding region: 1-456 (151 amino acids)
Biological process (GO): actin filament depolymerization; actin filament severing; cell motility
Cellular component (GO): actin cytoskeleton; actin cortical patch; cytoplasm
Molecular function (GO): actin filament binding
Source: RefSeq, a predicted model, not a curated record